AUGGCGUCUCAGACUUCACAACAAUAUGCAUUCCGUGCCCAAAAGUCUCUCGGUCUCGUCAACGGGACUCCAGAUUACACUCCGGUCGCCGGAUUCGUUGCGCCAGAUGUACCUGCUCGAACGCAGGCCUACAGCGCUGAUGGACGACUCUACGCCUAUGCCUUACCCACUGUGGUCCGCAUUUUCCAGGCAGAGGGUGCUAAGCUCCUUCAGGAACUCCCAUUUCCCAACAUUGUUGAUUUAAGCUUCUCGCCUCGGGGGACAUAUAUCUCUACUUGGGAAAGACCUGUCAAGUUGGAGGAUGGGGCCCAACACAAGAACCUCCGUGUUUUCUCCGUGUCUACGGGAGUGGAGUUGAUCGCCUUCACUCAAAAGUCUCAGGAGGGUUGGGAUCUACAGUAUACCAUUUCCGAGUCCCAUGCUAUUCGCCUUGUUUCUUCGGAAAUCCAGGUCUAUCGCCCCUCGGAAUGGUCAAAGGGAAUUGUCGACAAGCUCAGAGUAGAAGGAUCGACUUUGGUUUCAUUGAGCCCUGGGUUGAACCCCUCGAUCGCAGUCUUCGUAGCCGAGAAAAAGGGUGCCCCCGCUAGCAUCAAAAUCUUCAGCUUGAGCGCGCUCAGCGGUACACCUACUUGCCAAAAAACAUUCUUCAAAGCCGACCGCGCCCAAAUCAAGUGGAACACUCUCGGUACUCAGGUCCUUCUCCUAACCCAAACCGAAGUCGACAACUCGAACAAGAGCUACUAUGGAGAGACUGGCAUGUACCUCCUGAGCGCUGCUGGCAACUUUGAUUGUAGGGUUACUUUGGACAAGGAAGGUCCCAUCCACGAUUUUGCCUGGAGUCCCAACUCAAAGGAAUUCGGUGUCGUCUAUGGAUACAUGCCCGCCAAGACCAUGCUCUUCGAUCAGCGAGUGCGAACUCUCCACGACUUUGGAGCCUCACCUCACAACUUUAUCUCCUUCAACCCUCAAGGACGCCUCAUCGCCCUCGCGGGAUUCGGCAAUCUGGCAGGCAAGAUCGAGAUUAUCGACCGGCGCACGCUCGCAAAGGUGUGCACCAUCGACGCACCCAACACCUCGCACUGUGAAUGGUCGCCCGACGGCCGCUUCCUCCUCACCGCCACGCUCUCCCCGCGCCUGCGCGUCGACAACGGCAUCAAGAUCUGGCACUGCACAGGCCCACUCGUGCAUGUUCAACUCACAGAUGAGCUCUAUCAGACCUCGUGGCGUCCCACUCCCGUCGAGAACGUCGCGCCGUUCGGUAACACCAUUCCACCCGCGCCCGCACCCAGUGCAAGCGUUCUGAGCCUCGCAGCCGUACAGAAGCCCGUGCCUGCGAAACCAGCAGGUGCAUACCGCCCACCUGGCGCACGUGGCCUCGCGACACCAUCAAUCUUCAAGCGUGAGGACGAGGGAGGGCCGAUGAUGAACGGAGGUGCGAGCGGCAGUGCGACGCCGCCGAGGUACAACAGGAGCCCUGUUCCUGGUGCGCCUGGGUAUGGCCAGGGGCACCAGCAGAAUGGCGGGCACCAUUACCAAAAUGGGGGCAGGAGGACGGUUCCUGGUGCGCCGCCCUCUGGGACUCCCAGCCCUGGACCCGAUGGUCAGAAAAACAGAAAGAAGAAGGGAAAGAAGGAGGGUGGUGCUCCUGGUGAGGAUGGUGUAGAGGGCGGUCGUCAGUCGUUUGAUGCAGGUCAACAACAACAGAAUCGUGGAGGGAACAGGGAGCGCCAGGAUGGAAAGGGAAAUAAGGACGGUGGAAAUGGAAAGCGAGCGAAUGGUGCCGGUGGUAUUGUCAACCUUCCACCUCCCGUCGUCGUCAGCCCGCCCGCUGCAGAGACUGACGCUCCCGUCACGCCUGGUGCGGACGGUGCUUUGGAUGCAGUGGCUAAAAAGGCAAGGAACUUGAACAAGAAGUUGAAAGCCAUCGAAGAACUUAAAGAGAAGGCCAAGCGUGGCGAACGACUUGAAGCCACCCAGCUUAGAAAGAUGGAGGGUGAAGCCGACAUCCGCAAAGAACUCGCUGCGCUGGGCGUCUGA
Molecule: messenger RNA, 2037 nt
Organism: Psilocybe cubensis
Lineage: Eukaryota; Fungi; Basidiomycota; Agaricomycetes; Agaricales; Agrocybaceae
Exons: 7
Coding region: 1-2037 (678 amino acids)
Biological process (GO): translational initiation
Cellular component (GO): cytosolic small ribosomal subunit
Molecular function (GO): tRNA binding; ribosome binding; protein binding
Source: RefSeq, a predicted model, not a curated record